UGGACCGUCAAAACAUAAACAGAGCAGAAGACAACCUUGUGUGAACGCAGCUAGCUCGUAUUGUUGUCAGACUUUUUCCUAAGCAACAAACAUAGCUUAAUGCAUGCCCUCCUAAUGUGGUGUGUUUGCUGUGAGGAAACUCCCAGCCAAGGCACUUAGCUGGUUUACCGAGCAGAGAGGUGGAGGAAUCAAAUCUGCAAUAAAGAUUAGGACUAAACUAAGAAGUGCGCCUCGUCGGGCCUCCGAGUAGAGUUUCUGCCUAAGGACGACGCAGGACAUUAAAACGAAAAUAAAAAAAUGGCUGAAGCUGAUGGAAAAUCCCCUAUGCUCAACGGUGGAUCAGAUGAAAACCAGUCUGCAGAAGAUCAGCUCAAAGAGGAGGAUGCCUCUGGAAGUAAAGAUGGCCAGUCACAGUCUUCCUCUGAAGAUGCUCCCAAAGAAAUAGCUGAGGUUUCUGGAGACAAAGCCAUGCCAGAGGCAGAAGGAGAGACGGGUGGAAACAAAGAAGGAGAGGAGGAAGAAGAUACAGACAGCAUGGAUGGGAGCGGACUGUUUUCUUUGACAGAGGAUGGAGAGAGGGAGAGUGAGGGAGGCAGGCGAGAAAGGGCCAAAGACAAGGACAGAGUGAAAAGAGCAGCUAGAAAGAGAAUCAGACCCGGAGGUGGUACUAAUCACUCUUCCAGCUCAGAUGAUGACGACGAUGAUGAUGAGCAAAAGGAGGAAGAGGAGGAUGACGAUGAUGACGAGGAGGAGGAUGACGAAGCUAUGGAGUCAUGGCUGGGAGCAGAGCUCCAUGACCUCCGUGGCCCCAUAUGGCAGGCGGUGCCCUCUCUUCGCUCUAGAGAGAUCGGCAAGAACUCGCACCAGUUUGUCCGCCGUGUGUGUGGAGCCCGGGGCCUGGUGCAGCGGCUGGAGCUCCAGGGACGCCUGGAGAGGCACACUGGCUGCGUCAACACAUUGCACUUCAACCCAUCUGGUACGCGCCUGGCAUCAGGCAGCGAUGACCUACGAGUGGUGAUCUGGGACUGGGCCGUCCGCCGAGCAGAGCUGGAAUUUGACAGUGGACACAAGAGUAAUGUCUUCCAGGCAAAGUUCCUGCCCCACAGCGGCGACUCCACCUUGGCCAUGUGCGCUCGUGACGGACAGAUCAGAGUUGCGGAGCUCUCCGCCACGCAGCGCUGCAAGAACACAAAGCGGGUAGCACAGCAUAAAGGAGCAGCACAUAAGCUGGCGCUAGAGCCAGACUCGCCUUGUUCAUUUCUGUCAGCUGGAGAGGACGCCGUGGUGUAUGGUAUCGACCUGCGUCUAGACCGUCCUGCCAAUAAACUUGUGGUGGUAAAGGAGGGCGAUAAGAAAGUGGGGCUGUAUACCAUCUUUGUCAACCCAGCAAAGACCCAUCAGUUUGCUGUUGGUGGCAGAGAUCAAUAUGUAAGAAUCUACGACCAGAGGAAAAUCAAUGAAAAUGAAAACAAUGGCGUUCUGAAAAAGUUUUGUCCUUCACACCUGGUAUCCAGCGAGUCUAAAACCAACAUAACUUGUCUUGUGUACAGCCACGAUGGAACAGAACUCCUGGCAAGUUACAACGAUGAAGAUAUCUACCUGUUUGACUCAAACCACAGCGACGGGGCAGACUACCGCAGGAGAUAUAAGGGACACCGCAACAACGCCACAGUUAAAGGCGUGAACUUCUACGGGCCCUGCAGUGAGUUUGUGGUCAGCGGCAGUGACUGCGGUCAUAUUUACCUGUGGGACAAACAUUCUGCUCGGAUCGUCCAGUUUAUGGAGGGAGAUCGAGGAGGAGUGGUAAAUUGUCUGGAGCCACACCCUCACCUGCCAGGAAUGGCCACCAGUGGGUUGGACCAUGAUAUCAAACUUUGGGCUCCUACAGCUGAGAACCCCACUGCACUCAAGGGCCUGAAAGAGGUAAUGAAGAAAAACAAGCGGGAGCGUGAUGAAGACAGCGUGCGUCAUGGCGACCAGUAUGACACCCAGCUGCUGUGGUUCCUGAUGAGACACAUGAGAAACAGACGACCUGCUAGGGCUCGCCGUGAAGGAGCAGACGCAGACACAGACGAGUCCUGGAGCUCCCCAGAUUCCUCAGAGGAAGAGGACGGAGGUCCCGACCACGUCCAGUGCAUGUCGUCCUGAGCCCCAGACGAACAGACAUACACGCACAUACAUAUGCAGAUAUUUACACAACGUAUUGCCCUUGAAUUGAUGCACAUAGGCAAGCACUAUUGACACACAGGCAGAAGCCAUAGACGCAUACAAACACCAUCGAGCAGAUACAUUUCUUUAAAGAUACUACACUGUUGAAGCAGAGUGGCAGAGAUGCUAAGCCCCAGGUUUACCCAGCAGGGACAAGUUUGUAAACGCCGCCUGUAGACUGCGACACUUCCAGAAUUUGUUUUCAUUUUUUCUCUGUUAGAAUUUGUGCACAGAGGGUUUAGUGAGUGUUUACAACCUUACAAACCACUCGGAGUCCCAGUUUGUUCCACGUGUUUUCGACAUGGACUCUAAAAGUUGCUUUGCUAGAAGUACUGAACACUUUUAGCAGGUGAUUGUAGUGAGCUUUACAUCACCAGCAGACCCAAACCCCCAAUCUGGGUUUCAGACUUCCAAAGAAAGACUCAACAGAAGGGAAGGCUGAAGGCUUAUACCCUCAAACCAUCCCCUAAAUGUGACUCCCUUUAAAGAUUUAAAGUAGAUUAGGGUAAGUUCUGCUUUUUCCCAGUUACGUGAUUGCUUUAGAGCAUCUUUAAAUCCUUUUCAUUUUACACAUCGCCGUCUUGAUGCUCUCAUUUUCUUCUUGUCACUCCUGGUUGCAGUUAGAAUCAGGGGCGAUUUAGGUUGGACUUUGACAAAAUGUGCACUGUGUGUGAUGAUGGGGGACAGGCUAUUUUAAUGGGAAACGCAAAAGUGGAGUUUAGGGUUUGUUUUUGUCCCUUUCAAGAGAGGAUAUUUUGCACUUGAGCAUUUCUUAAUGAAAAAGAGGAGAGGUAGUUUCCUUCACUUCUACCGGCCUUUCCUCAGCUUCUUUCUUCCUCCUUCUCUCCAAACAGGAACUCGUCUUUUAGACUCACCUCUGGGUCAUCAGGAUAAAUAGGAGGUGUAUAUUUGCGUCUUUUUCUAUUUUGAAGUACCAAACCCAACCUUGAUCAAUUAGUUUACUGCCUGUGAGCUAAAAAAAAA
This is a messenger RNA of Cyprinodon variegatus (sheepshead minnow), 3192 nucleotides long. RefSeq names its product DDB1 and CUL4 associated factor 8 (gene dcaf8). The record is from RefSeq and is a predicted model, not a curated record. Gene Ontology annotation, cellular component: Cul4-RING E3 ubiquitin ligase complex; cytoplasm. Bases 298 to 2148 code for a protein of 616 amino acids. The transcript has 13 exons. NCBI's taxonomy places the organism in Eukaryota, Metazoa, Chordata, Actinopteri, Cyprinodontiformes, Cyprinodontidae. Gene Ontology annotation, molecular function: protein binding.